Messenger RNA from Penicillium atrosanguineum, 1332 nucleotides. RefSeq lists its product as uncharacterized. The coding region runs from base 1 to 1332 and encodes 443 amino acids. The transcript has a single exon. The record is from RefSeq and is a predicted model, not a curated record. NCBI's taxonomy places the organism in Eukaryota, Fungi, Ascomycota, Eurotiomycetes, Eurotiales, Aspergillaceae.
AUGACAGCGAAAACUACAAUUCAGCUCCCAGUGGGGCCCAUUACCGCGCUGGCAACAGAGGGCAUUAUCCACGCUCGGGGCAUUCCAUACGCCAAAGCAAACAGAUUUGAAGCCCCGCAGCCAGCCGAUCAAUGGACAGAAGCCCGCGAUUGCACCGACCGGGCCUCAAUAUGCCCACAACUCUCAUCGCGACUGGAGUCGGUUAUGGGUCCGUUGACCGAAGGCCACAGUCUAAAUGAGGACUGUCUACAUUUAACCAUUACCGCGCCAAAUGAUGCCACCAACGCACCUGUUAUGAUCUGGCUGCAUGGUGGUGCUUACAUCUCAGGCGGUGGAGACCUUGACUGUUACCAGCCGGCUGGUUUGACCAAGCGAGGAAUCGUCUGUGUCACAGUUACUUACCGGCUAGGUGUUUUCGGAUAUCUAGGCUUGGAGGGCAUCGCAUCCGCGAACCUGGGUUUAUUGGAUCAACGAGCGGCGCUUCAGUGGAUUCAGAACAAUGUUACUGCAUUCGGUGGAAACUCGGAAAAUAUCACUAUAGUUGGGCAAUCGGCGGGCGCGGAUUCAAUCAUUUGUUUGAUGGUUGCCGAGGGCACUGAGGGCCUGUUCCAUCGCGCCAUUCUUCUUAGUCCACCAUUGCGAGAGCUGAAAGAACGCACACCCACAGCGGCUCUACUAUCUAAGAAAGCGGAACAAUUUUUCACGAAAGACCCAAGGGACAUGUCUGUGGAUGAACUGCUAGUAGUUCAAAAGAAGCUGCUCAUGAAUCCUGUAAAGACGCAGGUUAUGCUAUUUGCGCCCACCCUAGGAUCUGACCCAUUGCCUGCAGAGCAAGAAUUUGACCAGAAGCUUUCGGAAAUUAUCAAGGAUAUCCCGAUUCUCAUAGGAUGGACCGCUAAUGACGGCCGUCCUUUCGCAAGCAUGAUGGGUCCACAGAGUCUUCUCAAGUUACCCAUUAUUGGACCUUACGUGGAGAGUCUAGGAACUUGGUACAUUACCCAAAGUUACUUCAAAUGGCCAUCUCAAAGCUUCCAUGAGCAGGUGUUGCAGGCAGGUGGGACGUCGACGAGCUAUUCGUUUGGAUGGGCAGGAGAGGGAAACCCUCUUGGCUCAUGUCACUGUAUAGACAUUCCGUUCGUGUUGGGGAGAGAAGGUGCUUGGAAAAAUGCGCCUAUGCUAGCUGGGAAGAGCACAGAGGAAUAUUUGGCUCGGCUGGGGUCUGAUAUCAAAGACUUGUGGACAAGCUUUGCCAGCGGGAAGAUGCUCAAGAGUGGGUUACAUAUUGAGUUCGAUGGCGAGUUUGUCUUGUCUCAGGAUGUCUUCUUUGACUGA